Galleria mellonella (greater wax moth) is the source of this 2929-nucleotide messenger RNA. RefSeq lists its product as uncharacterized. Gene Ontology annotation, molecular function: RNA binding; ATP binding; RNA helicase activity. The coding region runs from base 181 to 2304 and encodes 707 amino acids. Lineage: Eukaryota; Metazoa; Arthropoda; Insecta; Lepidoptera; Pyralidae. The transcript is spliced from 11 exons. Gene Ontology annotation, cellular component: nucleus; cytoplasm; ribonucleoprotein complex. The record is from RefSeq and is a predicted model, not a curated record.
UAAUAAAUAUGGCGCCGGCUCUCUAGCUUUCCUUUGGCUGAUGCUUGGCUAGGUCAUUGGUUUAUUUAUCACCAAAAAUACUUUUAUUUUAGUAAAUAGAGUAGUAAUAAAUAAUAAAUGUUAUAGACAGUAGACAUUUUGUUAUAUAUAAAAGAAACCACAACAUUGUAAACAUCAAAAAUGUACGAUGAUAGGCGUGGCGGUCGUGGUGGUGGACGUGGGGGCGGUCGGGGCGGUGGCCGCGGCGGCCGAGGAGUCUCCCGUGGUGGAUCUAGAUCAGGCGAUAGGUCUCAGGAUAGAAGUAGCCGCUUCAGUGGCGGGGGCCGAGGCCGGGAUGGAGGGCGAGGAGGGCGAGAUGGCGGCCGUGGGUUCGGUGGGCGUGGUGGGCGGGACGACUUCCGCGGCGGUUUCAAAAACGAUCAGCCCGGUGGCAAUCUCCGCAAAAUCCGAUGGGAUACAGUCACGCUAACACCAUUCGAGAAAAACUUUUACGUCCCCCAUCCGAAUGUCCAGAGACGCUCACAAGCUGAAGUAGAGGCUUACCGUAGCCAACAUCAGAUAACAGUGAAAGGCCAUAAUGUACCUUCCCCUAGCAUUUACUUUGAAGAAGGGGGAUUUCCAGAUUAUGCCAUGCAGGAGAUUUUAAAACAGGGUUUCCCUAAUCCGACCGCUAUCCAGGCUCAGGGCUGGCCCAUAGCACUGUCAGGGCGUGAUAUGGUUGGAAUAGCCCAAACAGGAUCAGGGAAGACAUUGGCAUACAUUUUACCAGCCAUUGUUCACAUUAUAAAUCAGCCACGACUGCUACGAGACGAUGGGCCAAUUGUGCUUGUUUUGGCUCCAACUAGAGAACUUGCACAGCAAAUACAGCAGGCGUUGAUCGGAAUGAACGGAAUCGCUGCGGAGAUGUUGGACAGCGAUCAAAACGCCUCAGAUAUAGUGGCUACAGACUUUGGGCAAAAUGUGCAAGUCAGGAACACUUGUAUAUUUGGUGGGGCUCCUAAGGGCCCUCAAGGCAGGUGCUUAGAGAGAGGUGUCGAAAUAGUAAUUGCUACUCCAGGAAGGCUCAUUGAUUUCUUAGAAAAAGGAACAACAAAUUUGCGGCGUUGCACCUACUUGGUGCUGGAUGAGGCGGACAGGAUGUUAGAUAUGGGUUUCGAACCCCAAAUCAGGAAGAUUAUUGAGCAAAUCCGACCUGAUAGACAGGUAUUGAUGUGGUCUGCAACUUGGCCGAAAGAGGUACAAAAUCUAGCAGAAGAAUUUCUCCAUGAUUACAUCCAAAUCAACAUUGGUUCACUCACAUUGUCAGCCAACCACAAUAUUCUCCAAAUAGUAGAUGUUUGUGAGGAAUGGGAGAAGGAUGAUAAGCUGAUCACAUUGCUCACUGAAAUAUCAUCGGAGGAAGAAACAAAAACCAUUAUAUUUGCUGAGACUAAGAGAAAGGUUGACGAUAUAACAAAAACAAUAAACCGCGCUGGAUGGCGGGCGCUUGCCAUACACGGCGACAAGAACCAGCAGGACCGCGAUUAUGUUCUCAGUCAGUUCCGACAGAAUAAUGGCGGGAUACUUGUAGCAACCGACGUCGCCGCUAGAGGAUUGGAUGUGGAGGACGUGAAGUUCGUAAUAAACUAUGAUUAUCCAAAUAAUUCCGAGGACUACGUACACCGUAUCGGUCGCACGGGCCGCUCGCAGAAUACUGGCACUGCAUACACGCUGUUCACGCCGAACAAUUCGGCUAAGGCAAAAGAUCUGAUGUCUGUUCUACAAGAAGCUAAUCAAGUAGUCAAUCCUAAGUUAUUGGAGUUGGCGCAAUGUGGUAUGGGCUUCAAAGGGAAAUAUGGUCGCGGCCGGUUCCGUGAGCGCGACGAAGGAGACUCCCGCCACGAACGUAGCGGACGCGGUCGCGGCCGUGGACGUGGCAGUGCCGGCGGCGGGCGCUUUGGGGACAGAGGAUCAAGGUGGGAUAAUUCCGACAGUUACGGAGAUAAUCAAAACUCCAGCUACAGCAGGAAUGAGAACUACAGCGGCAGGAGCAACUACGGGAACCGUGAAGGAGGGAGUUUCAGCCGCGACAACUCGUUUAGACAAGACAACGGGUUCCGAGGACGCGGAGGUCGCGGGGGCAGGGGGGGAGGCGGUGGCCGCGGCGGUAGCGGCGGCAGCUAUAACCAGGGUCAGCAAGGGGGGUACAAUCAGAACUAUGGUCAGUCUCAAUCCCAGAGUUUUAAUGUCCCCCCUCCGACGAGUUAUUACAAUAUGUACUCGCAGCCACCACUCCCACCCAGUAAUAAAUAUGGAGCUAAAUAAAUUAGAAAAAAUUAGUAUACAAAAAUCGGCAUGAAAUGUCGCCUCUGGCUGUUAUAUUUACUUCGACGGUUAUUGGUAUUAAUUUCAGCAUCUAAUUUUGUUGUAAAAAAUUCAAAAACAAUUUUGAUAUGUCAUAACAAAAGUUGCUAGAACAUAUUUCAUGUAACAGCUCGUAAUUGCAGACUGAGCUACAAAUUUUAUUAACGUCGAGGAAAUGAAUAGUAUUUGUACCUUAAUUGAUUUAAGAAUAUGUAUUAAAUAAAUAUCCAACAGUGUGGGUAAUGUAUUAGAUUGUUUUUCAAAAAAUUGUUGAUUUUCAUUAAAUUAGCAUAUCGCGAGGAAAUCAUAAUGCAUUGUCUUAGACAAUGGUCUAAAUUAAUACCCUAUAUUUCUAAUUCUCAAUAUCUUUCAGCUAAAAUAUUGUCUCAGUAUCGCGUUGACCAUAUUUUUAUACGUCGAAACAGUCUUGUAUGUUGUAGCUAUCAAAUAACAGUGAAUAUAGCGUUCGACUUUAUGUCGAUAUAGCUCUCGUUCCAACAUUCCCUACUUAUGUUUGUGACGUAACUGAAUUACUCUUAUAAGAUUGUGCAAUUUAAAACCUAAUAAAAAUUCACUUAAAUAGAAA